UUUAGGGUUUAGCGACAAACCAAUCAAGCGCUCGGCAGGCCUAGCGGAUGUUCAAUUUAACCUUUUCGCUAACUUGCAAGAUGUCAUUGACGAGUUCAAACCCCAGGUAGAAAAUUUCGUUGAGGAAGGAAAUUCAACCAUUUUUAGUGGGAAAAACGUCGUCCUGAGCCGAAUCUCUGAAACAAUUUCUAAAUUUAACGGAAAAACUCAUCAGAUCGUUAUAAUUGCAACGAAAAAACUAUUUAUCGAUUGUGACCUUGGCUUGCAUGACACGCACUUGGCAAUGAUUGCCCCUGUAAUUGAAGUUUUUGGUACAGAAAGAAUCAUCACUCUCACGGGAUCAUCAGGCGCUCAAUUGAGUAGAAAAGCGUGGAAUUCCAACAAGUCUGGCGUUGCGGGUGCCAACGGUCAACACGGAAAACACGGUUUCAGUUCCGGAGAACUCAAAAUAAUCGCUUUGCAGGUAAGCAAUGAAGAGCUUCUUUUGGUCAACAGUACAGGAGGUUCCGGGAGUAACGGACAAUCAGGAGGAAAUGGUUUCAGUUCUAAUCACGUGUCGCAUCCAGAGGACUAUUCGAGAAGAGUUCAUUUAGAACAUGAGCUGCUGGACCAUCUUCGAGGCAGAUAUCACUUGGGACCAAUCACAGGGCCAAAAGAAAAGGUCAUCCCGAUUCCGGUUGCUGGCGUCUACACCCAGGUCGAUUUCGAAAUCACAAAAUAUAUCCGGGCCGAAGCUCGAGGCGAUGGUAAAGAGUCAAACGGUGGAAACGGAGGAAACGGCGGCAACGCUAGUGGUUCUGGGGCUAUCGACAUUCUUGUUCGUGGGACCCCAAAAAAAAUCCGCCUGAGUGAAAAGAACGGAACGGUUGGCUUGGCUGGAGAAGGUGGCUCGGCAGGAGUGUGGAACUGCCUUUUCAAGGAAUUCGUUUGCGACGGAAAGAAAGGGAGCAAGUGGGUGCUUUUCAUCCCGGUGGAUAGAUUUAGAGACAAGUACGAAUUCACCUGUCGAACCAAUGGUAAGGGAAAUUGCGGCAGAGUGGCGAAAAGUGGCAGAAACGGGGUGGCAGGACGGUUGGUUUCGAAAAGGUACAAAUUCACUCCUUUAAAAAUCCACCAGCUUGUGAUGCAUUUCUGGAGAGAGACCAGCAAAACAACCGGAAAAGCAGAGUUGUAUCCAAUGGAUUUAUAUCAAUUUUGGAAUUUUUUGCACAGGUCGAAACAGGUGAAGUUGAGCAUCAAAGAAGCAACUUCUUUUCCGUUCAUUUUCGAUCCUACCGUAGAUAUGGCCAAAGAUGACUCAAAUUUUGUGCGAAUUCAAUCCGAUCUUUCAAGCAUGUACAUGACUUUUAAGAAUUUUAAAAAAGAAUGCUCGACGUGCAACGUAAAUGAACUUGAAAUAAUUGAAACCACUUUUGCCAGCAGACUACGGAUUUUGCAAACGUUCAACAAAAACAAGCGAACCUCGUAUUUACAAAACGCAGUGGACGACAUGAUCAAAAAAAUUGAGCACAUUGAAAGCUCCGAUGGAAAAAUCUUGCCGGAAUUUUUCACCUUAUCACCAGACAUUGACGAGGAAAUUAAAUCUGCCAAUGAGCGAAUAGAGGAGAUUACAGGAGUGGUUCUCUCAGGAAUUAAUAAUGAAAUAGAAAAGGAUUUUGAGGAAAUUUCUCUUGCUUAUCAAAACCUACAAUCCGAAACAGAGCUGAAAAGCAAACUGUCCGCAACUUUGAGAUUAAAGGCUCAAUUAGAAGUUUUCAGUACGAUUUCCAAAAUAAGCUCGGCAUUACAUUAUUUUGCUGAAGGAAUGACUAAAAACGAGAUUCCUGAUAAUGAGAAAUACUUCCCAGACGAAUUUAAGGUUGCUUUGGAUGUUUUGAAAUUUGUUAUUUUUAGGAAAUUGGAGGUGCAUCGCGAAACGACUCCUCAACAGAUUGCAGCAGUAAAAACGCUUCUUGAGGAGGACAUGAAUUACGGAGGAGUUUUAAAACAAAAAUCGGAUCGAACGCAACUCUUGGAAAUUUUGGAGCAGAAGGAGGGCAUGGAGGAAAAUUUUGGGAAUGAAAUACAAAAUGUUUUGGAAACGGUAGAAAGUGAUUUGGAUGAGAAAAUUUUGGGAUUGAAAUUGAGCGAAAAUAAUUCAAACGCUUUAGAAAUUGAAAGGUUGAUCAAACUUCAAAAGACGUUAAAAGAUGCCAGAUAUUCGAUUAGUGGCGAAAUUUAUAAAUUUGCACUUCAAAAACUUCCUGAAAAUACAAGUCUGUACGAGAUUCAAGAAAGUAACAAACUUUUCAUGCAACAAUUGGAUUGGUAUGGGAAAACAAUCAACGAAAAUUUCAAUUCCUUCCUUUUUAUGAUGCAAGCAAUUUUGGUAAAUUUUAAAAAGAGCGAUGUUGAGGAUUUUUUGCCAGGCGCUGUUAAAAAAUUUACUCGCAAGCUGAUUUAUACAAUUGAGAAAUUCACAUCGGAUUUGCCAGAGGUGAGGAACAAAUUCGGCGGACACUUUUAUGAGUUGGAAAAAGUGCUUCACAACGUGAUUGAUGCAAUGGACAAAUUCGACGAAAUCAAUUACCUAAUAAAAAUUGAAAAUUUCCUUUCAAAUUGUCCCGAAGGAAAUUGCGGUCAGGACGAAACAAUUGCAAUGAUCGCUUCUAAUGAAUUUGUGCGCCUAUUUGCUCAUUACUGGAGCGCCUAUCAGCAAAUCUCCUUCCCUCUCGCAACGGAACAAAUCAGUUUCUUCAAAAACACUCUUAAAGAAUUAAAUAAACUGAAGGAAUCUUCGUUUAAAGAAAGGAUCGUGGUUCUGAAACAGGCUUUCAAAUCCAUGAGCAAAGAUUUAUCGAAUGAAAAUAAUAAUUUCAGCUUUGGUCAGUUCAACUCAAAAUACGCCGCAAGUAAAUCUUUCUACACCUGGCCUAAUCAGCAAUUUUCCUCCCAAAUCAAGAAAAUUUUAAAUGGAGAGGAAACAAUUAUGGCCGCAUCCGUUUUUUCACCUGGAGUUAAAAAUGCAGUGAAAUUUAAUUCAGUUUUUCUCAAUUUCACUUCUUCCGCUAACCCGAAGGUGACCCGAGACAUAAACGACCUACUGACGCAUUUCCGUCUUGAAAUGAGGCACCCUGGCGAGAGUAGGUAUCGCUGCGGCAACAUGAUUUACUCCGUGGGUGGCGAUCCGAUUUUCUUCACGGCCAAUUUCGCGCGAGACGAGAACGGUCAGUUCAUUUCCAGAAGUUCUGCGUUUGCCAGUUUGAAGCAAUCGGCCAAUUCGUUCAGUCCCUAUGCAGUUUGGAAGUUCCGUCUGGUCCCCAAUUCGGACCGCGAUCACCGACACUUGAUCAAGGAAUUGUCCGGUUUUGUAGGAAAAGUUGAUCUUGAGUUGGUCGGAAGUGGAUUUUACUUGGAGGAAGACGCGGAUAGUUGCGCAAAGGACCAGGGCCAGUUCUAUACUUACUUUGGGACGAAGUAAAAAUACAGAUUUACCAAUAAAAAUGGCUGGGAGGUGAUUUUACUGCAUCAUGAAUAUCUUUAAUUUUUAAAGUAUUUUCUUCAAUUUUGUUUGUUCCUUUUUUAUUAAUAAAAUAUAUUACCAGGAGUGAAAAAAUAUAAAUUUUUUUUAU
This is a messenger RNA of Neocloeon triangulifer, 3611 nucleotides long. RefSeq lists its product as uncharacterized. Lineage: Eukaryota; Metazoa; Arthropoda; Insecta; Ephemeroptera; Baetidae. The record is from RefSeq and is a predicted model, not a curated record. The coding region runs from base 284 to 3460 and encodes 1058 amino acids. The transcript has 2 exons.